UGGGAGGGGAGGGGAGUGGGAGGAGUCAUGCUGCAUAGCUCCAAGCUGUAAGGUGUGUGUCCCCCUAUAUAAAGCCCUGCCACAUUGGCAGUCUGCUCUGCUCCUGCCUCAGACCCACACACACACACCCCCGACCACGAGUAACCAUGGCUCAGCAACCAGUCAGUCUUCCUGCAAAGCUCAUUAACGGAGGUGUAGCAGGGAUGGUCGGAGUCACGUGUGUGUUCCCCAUCGAUUUGGCCAAAACGAGACUUCAGAAUCAACGCAGCAGCCAGCAAGUGUACAAAAACAUGAUGGACUGUCUGAUCAAGACGGUUCGGUCUGAAGGCUAUUUCGGCAUGUAUAGAGGAGCAGCAGUCAAUUUGACCCUGGUGACCCCCGAGAAGGCCAUUAAACUAGCCGCUAACGACUUUUUCCGUCAUCAACUCAGCAAAGGAGACUCCAGAUUGAGUGUAUUUAAAGAGAUGCUGGCAGGAUGUGGAGCGGGAGUGUGUCAGGUGAUCAUAACCACACCCAUGGAGAUGCUCAAAAUUCAACUUCAGGAUGCAGGAAGGCUUGUGGCUCAGAGGAAUGUAGCUGUGAUCCCGGCUCUGAAGUUCGGAGCAGGAAGCACGGUGAUAAACUGUGCCUACAGCCUCGGACCAACCACACACAUCAGAAGAACCUCGGCCCUACAGAUCACACAGGAGUUACUGCGCACUCACGGCGUUCAGGGGCUUUAUAAAGGACUCGGAGCCACGCUAAUGAGGGAUAUUCCAUUUUCCGUCAUCUACUUCCCUCUGUUUGCUCACCUGAACCAGUUGGGAAAACCAUCAGAGGCUGAAAACGCGCCGUUUUAUUGGAACUUCGCUUCAGGCUGUGGUGCUGGAUGUGUAGCUGCUAUCGCAGUCAGUCCCUGUGAUGUGGUGAAGACAAGGCUGCAGUCGCUCAGUACAGGCGCACACGAGGAGACGUACAGCGGGGUGAUGGACUGUGUCAGUAAGAUCGUCCGUAAAGAAGGCCCCGCUGCUCUUCUGAAGGGUGCCGGCUGCAGAGCGCUCGUCAUCGCGCCGUUAUUCGGCAUCGCACAGGUCGUUUAUUUCAUCGGAGUUGGGGAAUUCGUCCUGGGACGGUUUCCCAACUUCAGAUUCUAAAUGCCAUAAAGUCAGACAUUGGAACCAGGUGAACAUUAAAGAUGAAAGUCUGAGGCAGCUACACUGUGACCAUUUGGAGAAUGACACGCUGUGAGUUAGAGAUUUUCUAUGGAAAUGCUAACGUUAGCAUCUUACAGGUAGCUUUAUUAAGAAGCUGGGACAAUCUUGUUUUUAUAAAUCGUUUAAAAAAAAAUAAAUAAAUCUCCAGGGCCAGCCUUCAGUUUCCCUCAAUGAGGGAAGGGACGCCUUAGACAAUAAUCAGUACUGUUUUUAAUAUGCCUUCAUCAGCUUCCCCUUCACGAAGUAUAAUUUCUGUGAAUUAUACAGUUAUUUGCGCUUGGUAAAUAAGCUGAACUGUUCUAGAAUCUAUUCUAUAGGGCGAUAUAUGACGCUCUGAGCUUCAAUCUGAUUGGAGAACCGAGGACCCUCUGCCAAUCAGAUUGAUUUAUUAUUAUUUACUGAUUUGAUUGAUUGAUGCUUACAGCGUCAUAUAUUGCCGUGAACGGGUUAUUAUUGAAGUGAAUGGACGGCUGGAGCGUCUGCUCUGAGCGUCUCUUACCGCCGCGGGCGGGUUUACAUUGGAGUCAAUUGAGAACGUUUCAUACAGACGUGGAGGGGUCCCUUUUGCGUCAGUAUCAGACGCCUCGGGGCGUGACAAAUCGUCGGUAUUUUACAAGUUGGGAAUGAGAACAGCAAAAAUGUAUGUUAAGACAAUCCUGCACCUAUCACGUUCUCACGGGCCAGAUAAAAUAACGUGGCGGGCCUUGAGUUUGACACAUGUGAUCUAUAGUGAUGUAGAUUCGAUCCCUCAUCUAAAGUGGAGAAGCUGACGAGGGUAUAUUCAACACACCACUGAACCAAAGCCCCACUGUCUUCUUCUUGCCUGCCUGUCCGAGUUUGUCUGAGACAGAUGGGAAACAUUUCAUUUCAUUGGGCAGCCUUGGAGACAUGUAUUUCAAUCCUGAUUAAACCGUGUAGUCCAUUUUCAUUAAUGCGGUUACAACAGAGGAUCCAAAAAGCUCAGAAUUUCAGAUGCCUCUUGUAAAAAAAUAUUGAUUUGAUAUUUGGUAUUUGCCGAAUCCAGGAUUGCGGUUGUGCUAUCCGUUCAGACCAAAUCAGGAAAAGGGUUUAAAGAUAAUUUAGAGAAAAGAGAGGCUCCCAAGUGACGCAACAGAAAAGCUUCGCCAUAUUGCCGUGAUAUCGUGAGUUUGAAUCCAUCCGUGGCUGGGAGCCAAGGGAGCAAAAUUGGCUGCGCUCUCCGGGUGGGCGGGAUGGCUUACUCUCCCUCCCCUGUCAAUCACAGUGACACUAACCAAUCGUAGACAUCGGUGAGCUUGUGGAUGCGGAAGACGGCGGAUAGCGCUUUCCUCUGUGUGUGUUACGCUGCCCUGUGACACAUCAUGAGCAGCUGUUCGAGAGGAAAAAAAAAACAGUUGGCUGUCUUCAUGUGUCUGAGGAAAGACGUGUUAGCCUUCACCCUUCUGGUUGGAAGUUGUUAUAUGAUAGGGGAGAGCUGGCUGGUGGAUGGGAAUUGGCAUGUAAUCACGGUAUCUUUAACAUUACAGUGUUAAUCGGUGAACCACACAGUGUUAACCUCAGAAUCACACAGUUGGGUCAAAAAGUCUGAAUGAACCAUUUUUCUCAACUGAGACAUGUUUAUCCCAUAGAUAUGGCACAUUAGAGCCCUAGAUAGGCAACCAAAUGUGCACUACAGACACCCCUGUGCAGUCAAAACCCUUUUUCUUUUAAUAUGUGACAGAAUAAAAGGGGUUGCAGUGCAUUCUGAAUAGAAUGGCAUACAUUUUUUUUUACUAUUGUUGUUGUUGUGAAGAUGUAAAUAAAAACCCAAAGUUAUACCAUACGAGUCCAUACACUGUGA
This is a messenger RNA of Ictalurus furcatus (blue catfish), 3012 nucleotides long. It is a transcript of the gene slc25a55b, whose product is annotated as solute carrier family 25 member 55b. Gene Ontology annotation, molecular function: L-aspartate transmembrane transporter activity; L-glutamate transmembrane transporter activity. NCBI's taxonomy places the organism in Eukaryota, Metazoa, Chordata, Actinopteri, Siluriformes, Ictaluridae. Bases 147 to 1133 code for a protein of 328 amino acids. Gene Ontology annotation, biological process: malate-aspartate shuttle; L-glutamate transmembrane transport; aspartate transmembrane transport. The transcript has 9 exons. The record is from RefSeq and is a predicted model, not a curated record.